Molecule: messenger RNA, 5398 nt
Organism: Carya illinoinensis
Lineage: Eukaryota; Viridiplantae; Streptophyta; Magnoliopsida; Fagales; Juglandaceae
Product: putative disease resistance RPP13-like protein 1
Exons: 2
Coding region: 285-4526 (1413 amino acids)
Biological process (GO): defense response to other organism
Molecular function (GO): ADP binding
Source: RefSeq, a predicted model, not a curated record
UUUUUAUUAUACUUUGUCUGUUGGUGUAAUACUGUCAAUACUUGGGGGCCUGGGGCCUGGGGAAGAAAAAAAAGGCAUACACAAGAUGAGGAAGAAGCUAGCAAGUUCCCAAAACUACCUCCUACGUUCCUCGAAACCAUGUGGGGAUCUUGCAAUAAAAAUAUAAGAACCUUUGCGUCUCUCUCUGACGAAAAUAAAAAAUUACAUUAAUUUUGGGAUCUUGCAAUAAAAAUAAGAACUUUUGCAUUUUCUCUUGCUUCAUUUUCCUUUCUCUAACGAAAACAAUGGCGGUGGGAGAGCUCUUUCUUUCUGCGUUCCUUCAAGUAUUGUUUGACCGAUUGGCAUCUCCUGAGUUGCUGAAAUUUGCUCGCCAAGAGGGACUUCGAAAGCAGUUGCACGAGUGGGGCAAAACGUUGGCAGUAAUUCGAAAGGUGCUUGAUGAUGCAGAGGAUAAGCAAUACACUGAAGAGAUAGUGAAACGGUGGCUUGAUGAUCUUAGAAACCUGGCCUACGACUUGGAGGAUAUACUGGAUGAGUUCACCACAGAAGCUUUGCGACGCCAGUUACUGAUGGGAGAAAGUCAGGCCGCUACCACUAGUAAGGUACGGAAUCUCGUCCCUUCUUGUUGUACUGGCUUGACUCCAAGUGCUGUUAAUAUGAAGAUUAAGCUGAGGUCGAAGAUAACAGAAAUUACUGCUCGAUUUAAUGAUCUCGUUACACAAAAAGAUCAACUGAAUUUGCAGAAAAGUGAUAGUCUGAGGCCAAACAAAAGAAGAGAGAUACCUCCCACAACUUCUGUGGUGACCGAAGAUCUCAUCUACGGUAGGGAGGAAGUCACAAAGGCUGUAGUUCAAUUGUUAGUAAGUGAAGAACAUAGUGGUUCUUUGAUUAAAGUCAAUGUGAUUCCCAUACUUGGAAUGGGGGGUAUCGGAAAAACAGCACUUGCCCAACUUGUAUAUAAUGACAAAAAAGUGCAUAGCUUUUUUGAUCUGAAAGGAUGGGCUUGCGUUUCUGAAGAUUUUGAUGUCACCAGGGUUACAAAAUCAGUUUUACAAUCUCUGACCUUGGAAAGCGAAAACCAUGAUGGCAAAGAUCUAAAUUGGUUGCAAAUCAAAUUAAAGGAGAAAUUACUUGGAAAGAGGUUUUUGGUCGUUCUUGACGAUGUUUGGAAUGAGAACUAUAAUGAUUGGAUUCUCUUACGUACUCCUUUUGAAGCAGGGGCUCCAGGAAGUAGCAUUGUUAUCACGACUCGCAAUCAAGCCGUCUCGAAGCUGAUGGGGACCAUAGAAAUUAAACCUUUUCAUUUAGAAUUGUUGUCAUAUGAAGCUUGUUUGUCUAUAUUUUCUCAACAUGCAUUGGACGCAAGAGAUUUCAAUUCCCAUCCAAACCUUAAAAGUAUCGUAGAGGAAAUCGUCAAAAGGUGUAAAGGCUUGCCUCUAGCCGUAAAAACUGUUGGAGGCCUCUUACGGAGUACACAAGAACACGAGGAGUGGGAAAAUGUUUUGAAGAGUAAGAUAUGGGAUAUUCCAGAGGAAAGAAGUGGAAUUGCACCUGCUCUUAUGUUAAGCUAUCACAAUCUCCCCUCACAUUUAAAGAGGUGCUUUGCAUAUUGUUCAAUACUACCGAAGGACUAUGAAUUUGAGGAGAAAGAGGUGGUUCUAUUAUGGAUGGCAGAAGGUCUGAUUCAACCCCUACAAGAAGAUAAGAAGCUGGAAGAUUUGGGUACCGAGUAUUUUCGCAAUCUGUGGUCACGGUCAUUUUUCCAACAGUCGUGCAUUAAUAAAUCUCGAUUUAUAAUGCAUGACCUCAUAAAUGAUUUGGCUCAGUCCGUUGCAGGCGAUACAUGUUUUAGAAUCGAAGAUAGAUCCAUUGGGAAUGGUAAGCAAGGGAAUAUUUCUAUAGAGGCCCGCCAUUCAUCUUACUUGGGUAGCCGACAUGAUAGCACUAAAAAGUUUGAGGUUUUUACUAAACUCACAAGUUUACGUACAUUCUUACCUUUCAUGCUACCAAAUGGAUGGAAUUGUUAUUUGGCACAUUAUGUUCCUUUCGUAUUGGUUCCAGCAUUACGAUGUUUAAGGGUGUUAUCAUUCAAGGGGUACUGCAUAUUUCAAUUAUCUGAUUCAAUCGGUGAAUUAAAGCAUCUUCGAUAUCUUGAUGUUUCCAAAACUAAAAUUAGAAGGUUGCCAGAAUCAAUAAGUACUCUCUACAAUUUACAAACAUUGUUGUUAGAGAAUUGUUCUUGUUUGAAGAAGUUACCUUCAAUGUUUGGGAACUUGGUCAACUUGCGCUACCUCAAUAUUGAAGGUGCAAAUUCCUUGGAAGGAAUGCCUUUGCAAAUAGGCAAGUUAACUCGUCUCCAAACAUUAUCUAACUUUGUUUUGGGAAAAUCCAACUGCUCAGGAGUAAAGGAGCUUGGCCCACUGGUGGAUCUUGGAGGCACACUUCGCAUUUCAAGAUUAGAGAACGAGAUUGAACCCAAAGAUGCGAAGGAUGCUAAAUUAAUUGAAAAGCCCAAAGUUAGGGGGUUGUGGUUGCAAUGGAAUAAUAAUGUUGACGAGGCAAAAGAUAGGACAAGUGAACUUGAGAUACUUAAUGGGCUUCAACCCCACGAAGGUUUGAAAGAGCUCGUUAUUAGCUACUAUGGUGGUAAAAAAUUUCCGAUUUGGCUAUCACGCCCUUCAUUUUCUCACAUGGUGUCUUUGACAAUAAAAAAUUGUAAAAAGUGCACAUCGUUACCCUCACUUGGGAAACUGCCAAAACUCAAAUUUCUUACUAUCAAGGGCAUGGCUAGCGUGAAGAAUGUUGGUCAAGAGUUUUGUGGACAUGGAUCCACAGAAUGUUUUAGCUCCUUGAUGACUUUGAGUUUCACGAACAUGAAGGAGUGGGAGAACUGGUGUCCUUGUGAAAUGUUUCCAGUGCUGCGUGAGCUUUCCCUUAGUAGUUGUCCGAAGUUAUUGGGAAAGUUACCAAAGAGCCUUCCUUUACUAAACAGAGUUCAGAUAAAUGAUUGUGGGCUGUUGGUGGUUUCAGUUUCAAGCUUUCCAGAUCAAUGCAAAAUAGUAGUUGAUCAAUCCGACGGGGUGUUGUGCGGAAGUAAUCUGGUUACUUUCAAGUCAAUAAUAUCUGAUUCUGUUCAUACAAUCUCUGAACUCACUUGUAGAAUUGAAGGAUUUGAUGUGGAGGGGCUAGAAACUUUAGGAAUUGAAAGGUGGGAGGAGGUGAAGCAUUUGUGGUCAAACGAUGUGGGAUCACUGCCACAUCUCCCAUUUCUUCGUAUUUUAUGCAUAGGCAAUUGUGACAAACUAGCAUCUUUGGUGGCGGAAGAGGGGCUCCAACUGGGUAUGCCAUCAACGCUCGAAACAAUCUGGAUCGGGCACUGCAAAGCCUUGGAAUCUUUACCGAAGGCAAUGAUGUACAACAACACUUGUCUUGCGUAUAUUCAUAUUUUUGAAUGUGAUUCGCUAACUCAUUUUGCAAGAGGCCAGUUACCUCCAACUCUAAAGAGGCUUGAAAUAUGGUAUUGCAAGAAUAUGCGGAAAUUGGUGGAGCAGGAGGAUGAUGAUACCAUCAACGCUUGCAGUACCAUCCCAUCUCUUCUUGAGAUAUUGAGCAUUGACACAUGUCCAUCCCUCGAAUCCUUAAUAUCAAGCGGAGAAUUACUUGUAGCACUUCGAGAACUCCGUAUUGUCAAUUGUCCAAAGCUGGAGUCAGUAGCUAAGAAUUUCCAUCAGAACUCCUAUCUCGAAAGCAUCAUCAUCUCUGAAUGUGAAAAUCUCAAAUUCUUGAAUGGAUUUGACUUGCUGCCCUCUUCCAACUUGAGAAAACUUCAUAUAUUCAGUUGCGAGAAAAUACUGGCACUGCCCAAUGGCAUAUACAACCUCACGUCUCUUCAAAGUUUGCAAAUAAAGAAUUGUCCGAAUAUUCUAUCAUUUCCAGUAGAAGGUCUUCCCGCAAACCUAACAAUACUUCGUAUCUCUAAUCUCAAAAUCACUGAAGCCUUGUUAGAUUGGGGGCUCAACAACCUCACUUUUCUUAAUGAACUUGAGAUUAGUGAUUGUCAGCAGCUGGUGUCCUUUUCAAAGAUGACGUUGCCUGACUCUCUAACUGACCUCACCAUCUCAAACUGCUCAAAUCUGGAAUGCCUGUCGUUCGAGGGCUUAAGAGAACUCGCAUCUCUUAAAACAUUGUCUAUCUCUAACUGCGAGAAGUGGGCAUCCUUUCCAGAGAAUGGCCUUCCUUCCUCACUCCUAGAUCUUCAUAUCUCUAAUUGCCAAAAGUUGAGGUCCUUUCCAAAUAAUGGCUUACCUCCCUCACUCCUAGAGCUUCAUAUCUCUAAUUGCCAAAAGUUGAGGUCCUUUCCAAAGAAUGGCCUACCUCCCUCACUCCAGAAACUUAGGAUCCAUAAAUGUCUUUUGCUGGAAGAACGCUGCAAGAAAGAUCAGGGAGGAGAUUGGCACAGGAUAGCUGACAUUCCUUAUGUUGGAAUUAAUGACAAAUACAUUUAUGACACAGAAACGGAGGAAUAAAUCCAAAGAUGAGUUUGUUUUGACUCUGAUCCAAAGGUCCUUUGAAUGUUUAAUGGGGGCAUUGGAAAGAUCCCUUCACUCCUAUUGCUUGUUGCGACUCUAGUUGGUAUGCUCAAUGUCUUACUAUUCUUCUUGUUGUUUUCUGUUCUCGUUGGGUUUGCAUAACGCCAUAACAAGUGGUUUUAAAAGUUUUCAAAUCUCAAAGCAAAGAGAGAAGGUCUUCGAAGAUGCAAUAUUUUCUUUUCAAAUAGGCAAAUUGCUGAACUUGACAAAUGAUUGGGCUCCAACUGCUAAGGAAAAAUUGCAUGAUCCACAGCCUUCUCUAUGGUUCAAAAGACUGAUGCAAGCUGUUGAAACUUCCAACUGCUAUCUCAAAAAUGGAUGUACGUACAAGAAAUGUUCACAGGUUGAAGGAGGACAAGAAGUUCUAACCGAAGCAGCGAUGGAUGGAAUUUCUCAUAGCAAAUUAUUGGCUCUAAUGCUCAGUGAGAUGGGACAAGCGCACAAACAUUAGAUUGCGGCUCUUCAAACCCCAUAUAUUUGUUGUCUUCACAAUAGCUGGAUCAUGGAUUCUUCUCUGCCUCAGCAUACUCUUCUAAAAUUGCAGCAGCAAGUUGUUGUUGGCAUGCCAACAUUGCCAAGUCCUUCUUUGUGAUUUUUCUAUUCAUCUCAACAUAAUCAAUGUCUGGCCAUAAGCGACACCUUCUGAUGGUAAUAUUUUGGAGCCCCAAUUCCUAUAAGAGCUGUCAACACAGUGCUUAAGACGUUCUCUAUUUUUUCCCCUGUUGAUGUAAUUUGUCAUUUAUUUUAUCUGAUUGUAAAUUUGUAAUGAAUCAAAGUAAUCCCACUUUUAUGUUGAAUUACAAAUUUUA